Messenger RNA from Olea europaea var. sylvestris, 891 nucleotides. RefSeq names its product 60S ribosomal protein L9-like. Gene Ontology annotation, molecular function: rRNA binding; structural constituent of ribosome. NCBI's taxonomy places the organism in Eukaryota, Viridiplantae, Streptophyta, Magnoliopsida, Lamiales, Oleaceae. The transcript has 3 exons. Gene Ontology annotation, biological process: cytoplasmic translation. The coding region runs from base 79 to 663 and encodes 194 amino acids. Gene Ontology annotation, cellular component: ribosome; cytosolic large ribosomal subunit. The record is from RefSeq and is a predicted model, not a curated record.
UUUUCUUCGUUAGAAAAUCGCUUGAGCCCUACUCACUUCUUCGAUAAGCAGCACACGCAGCAGGCAGGGCGCGAAAAGAUGAAGACGAUUCUCUCAUCGGAAACCAUGGAUAUACCCGACGGCGUGAAGAUCAAGGUCAAAGCAAAAAUGAUUGAAGUGGAGGGUCCGAGGGGGAAACUGACCCGGAACUUCAAGCAUUUGAACUUGGAUUUCCAGCUAAUCACCGACGAGGAGACGGGGAAAAGGAAGCUGAAGGUGGAUGCCUGGUUCGGAUCGAGGAAAACUACCGCUGCCAUCCGCACCGCGCUCAGCCAUGUCAAUAACCUGAUUACUGGCGUUACUAAGGGAUACCGCUACAAGAUGCGUUUUGUCUAUGCUCACUUUCCGAUUAAUGCUUCUAUUACUAAUGGUAACAAGUCGAUUGAGAUCCGUAACUUCCUUGGAGAAAAGAAGGUUAGGAAGGUGGCUAUGCUUGAAGGAGUUAAUGUUGUCAGAUCCGAGAAGGUUAAGGAUGAAUUGGUUUUGGAUGGUAAUGACAUUGAGCUCGUUUCUCGAUCUUGUGCUCUGAUUAACCAGAAAUGCCAUGUGAAGAACAAGGAUAUCAGGAAGUUCCUUGACGGUAUCUAUGUAAGCGAGAAGGGAACCAUAGUUGAGGAAGAAUAAGUAGUUAAACUGUAGGAAUAUUGCGUGAUAUGAUUUCUUUGUGUGGUCGUUAUUUAUUUAUGAUUAAGUAUUCGGAGACUUGUAGACACAUUAAAAGGUAAUUUGAAAUUUUGUGAUGUGAGAUUUCAAAUUUGGAAUGGUUCUGUUUGCUUUUGUUAAGUUCCAUUAAGUUGUCCAAUUUCUGUUUCUUGAGGUAAAAUUUUCUAUUAGUGAAAAAGUUUCUAUUUG